AUAAAAAACAUCGAGGUCCAGGAACGAAGGACUCGAUGCGUCAACAAGAUGUCUCGGAGCAUCGCAACCGCUGCCUUGGCAUUAGUGACUCUUACUACUGGGGCAACAGCCGUACCAAGUGGAGGGUACAGCGACGUGGAACUUGGUAUCGCAGGUGGAAAAAACGCCACUCCAGGGCAAUUCCCAUGGCAUGUUAGACUGCAUAUCACAGUGAAGGACACGAGUUUCCUGUGCGGGGGAAGUUUGAUAACACCAACCGUUGUCGUCACAGCAGCCCACUGCGUAGACAAGGAUUCACCUGAUGUAACCGUCAUCGGAGGUCUUCAGUGGGAUGAACCACCGAGUGCAGUGCAGCACCGAAAAGCAGAAAAGUUCAAGAUUCAUCCGAGAACCUCCGGCCAUUGCAGAGUUGACAUCGCACUAAUCAAGCUGAAGGCUCCUUUCGACAUCAAAGGGAGCAACGGCACCGUCGGCACUGUUAAUUUGCCCCCAAGAAAGCACGAAGUGAACGGCGAAGUCGUCAUCACAGGAUGGGGAAGAAUUUCAGACACGGAACUGUCAACAACUCUGCGGUAUGCAACGAUUUCUGUGGCUGAUGACAGCGCAUGCGCCACAAGGUUCCCUUGCUACUCUGAGAAGAAUCUAUGUGCGGGAGGUGGUGGAAGAGGCAUCUGUCGGGGUGACUCCGGUGGCGGUGCAGUGGAGUACAAGAAAAAAUCAGCCGUGCUGGUCGGUAUUUCCUCCGGGGGAAAUGGCGGUUGCGGAAACUUACCCGCCUACUUUGUCCGCGUGUCUUCUUACGUCGACUGGAUCAAAUCCAACAUCAUAUAAACAACAAUGUCAAUGCAUAUAUGGGAUAGCAAUAGUUUUAUUUGCCAUUUUCUUAACUGGCCCCUGUUGUUGCUACUCUAGGACACGAUCCUUUACGACGAUAAUCACUUGUGUAGAGCGGUAAAUACCACAUGGUUUCUGUGUGAUUUAUGAAAGUUUUUUUUCUAUAUCAUUGCGCUUCUCGUAAAAGUAAAUUCAUGCUAACUGCAAGGAGUAAAACCAGGAAAGGAGAGUUUUUUCAGGCAUGUGUCGCUAUAGUUUGCUUGGCUUGAUGUGUUUUUUCAGCUCAAACGUUUGACUGACAAAAUAAAAAAUAAAAUACAGAAAAUAUUUAUGAAAGCACA
Molecule: messenger RNA, 1175 nt
Organism: Ornithodoros turicata
Lineage: Eukaryota; Metazoa; Arthropoda; Arachnida; Ixodida; Argasidae
Product: U21-ctenitoxin-Pn1a-like
Exons: 7
Coding region: 49-831 (260 amino acids)
Biological process (GO): proteolysis
Molecular function (GO): serine-type endopeptidase activity
Source: RefSeq, a predicted model, not a curated record